ACAAAGAGUAUCAGAUGACGUGUAGAACCCAAACUAAACAUAAAUACAUUCAUACCAAACCCAAAUCACAACAUAAUUUUCCAAACUCCACUAACAACCAGAUUCAAGAAUUCUCCCAUUUGCCGUCAAAAGCCGGCCCCUUUUUUGCUCAGCCAUGGUGGUUAACUCACAGUCUGACCAUGGUCCAGUGGUCCCCACAACCCCACUUGUGAUUUUUCUUCAAAGGCUUCAACAAACUGCUUUACAAACAUUUGGUUCAUUCAACUUUGACCCAAAGUAUUACGUUGACUUGUCAUUAAAGUUUGAUCUUCCUGUUGUGAAACAAGCGUUUGAUCAUCUCCCCAGGACCGUAAACGGGUCGGUUUCGGGUUCGGAUUUGAAUGGUUUUUUGACCAAGUUUAUGAAUGGUGCACAAGAGGAUUUGGAGGUUGUUGACCCGGUUGACUUUGUCGGUGAACCGGAUGGGUUUUUGCCUAAAGUGGUGCACCCGGGUGUGCGCCAUUGGGCUCUGGAAGUUCAUUCACUUUGGAAAAAUUUGAGCCGAAAAGUGUCGGGUCGGGUUUUGCGGAACCCGGAGUUGCAUACUUUGCUUCCUUUGAAACAUCCUGUGGUUAUACCCGGGUCAAGGUUUCAAGAGGUUUAUUAUUGGGAUUCUUAUUGGAUAAUAAGGGGACUAAUGGUAAGUAAAAUGUACGAGACAGCAAAAGGGAUGGUUCUUAAUCUGAUUGAGUUCGUUGACACGUAUGGAUACGUUCUAAAUGGCGCUCGGGCGUAUUACACGAAUAGAAGUCAGCCUCCAUUGCUGAGUUCAAUGGUGAUUGAAGUUUAUAAACGGACUAACGACGUUGACUUGGUCAAGAAGGCACUCCCCGCCCUGAUCAAAGAACAUAAAUUUUGGAAUUCGGGAAUACAUAAUGUGACGAUCGAAGAUGAUCAAGGCACAACACACAAUUUAAGUCGGUACUAUGCAAUGUGGGAUCAACCUAGGCCUGAAUCAUUCACUAUUGACACUGAGACUGCAAGUAAACUUAAGAAUGAUUGUGAGAAAAAGCAAUUGUAUCGUGAGCUAGCUUCAACUGCAGAAACGGGUUGGGAUUUUAGUACCAGAUGGAUGAAGAAUGCUUCUGAUCUCACAACCUUGUCUACAACCACGAUCGUACCCGUUGAUUUAAACGCAUACAUACUCAAGAUGGAACUUGACAUAUCUUUCUUGGCAAAUGUUGUUGGAGAAAGUAGUCAUGCUUUACACUUUGCUAAAGCUUCAGAAUCAAGAAAGAAGGCUAUGGACGUUGUUUUUUGGGACGAAGAGAAGGGACAAUGGUUCGAUUACUGGCUCAACGCUAGCUCUAACCACAAGGAUGUUUACAAAUGGGAUGCCUCAUACCGGAAUCAAGAUAUAUUCGCCUCAAACUUCAUCCCUCUAUGGGUUCAAUUGUUCAACUCAGACGAGACCGUGGUAAACAAAGUUGCACAAAGCCUUGAAAGCUCGGGGCUGAUACAUGCUGCGGGCAUAGCAACUUCUUUGAGAAAUUCGAGCGAGCAAUGGGAUUAUCCAAAUGGUUGGGCCCCUAUUCAACACAUGAUCGUUGAAGGUCUCGUUAGAUCAGGAUCAAAAGAAGCAAGAUCAUUAGCGAAAGAUAUUGCUAUAAGAUGGAUUAGAACUAAUUAUGUUACAUAUCAAACAUCAAAAGCAAUGCAUGAGAAAUAUGAUGUUACUAAAUGUGGAGAAUUUGGUGGAGGGGGUGAAUAUGUGCCACAAACUGGUUUCGGGUGGUCUAAUGGAGUUGUGUUGGCCUUGUUGGAGGAGUUUGGAUGGGCUGAAGACCUGAGCCCGUAUUGCCAGUGACCCUUGAGACUACUGGGCUUGGGCCUGUGGUUCUUAAAUUUAUAAAAGUGAGAGAAGGCUAUACUUUAGUGAGCACUGGUCAUUUGUAAACUAUUGUUAAGUUGAAGACAUUUUUAGGAGAAGAUAUUAUAUUGUGUGAAAAUAUUGUAUAUUUUAUUUUUUCUAGUAAGUCAAUAAAUAAUAUUGUACUAAACCGUCUCAUGCUUACUGCUUUAAACCAGAAUAACCUAAACAUUUAUACGGUUUA
Helianthus annuus (common sunflower) is the source of this 2093-nucleotide messenger RNA. RefSeq names its product probable trehalase. Gene Ontology annotation, biological process: trehalose catabolic process. Gene Ontology annotation, molecular function: alpha,alpha-trehalase activity. The record is from RefSeq and is a predicted model, not a curated record. Bases 155 to 1846 code for a protein of 563 amino acids. Lineage: Eukaryota; Viridiplantae; Streptophyta; Magnoliopsida; Asterales; Asteraceae. The transcript is spliced from 12 exons.